This is a messenger RNA of Thermothelomyces thermophilus ATCC 42464, 2770 nucleotides long. RefSeq lists its product as uncharacterized. The record is from RefSeq and is a predicted model, not a curated record. Bases 93 to 2609 code for a protein of 838 amino acids. The transcript has 6 exons. Gene Ontology annotation, molecular function: protein binding. Lineage: Eukaryota; Fungi; Ascomycota; Sordariomycetes; Sordariales; Chaetomiaceae.
GCGGGCAGCUCUCCAAAGUGGGCAGGCAUGUGCCUCGCAUUCAACUCGCUCCCCUAACCCGCCUGGGUCCGCCGAGCGACAUUUCAAUCGACAUGGCGCAGUUUGGCGCAACUUUCAUUCCGGGGGGUCAGGAUGAUUAUUACAUGCCCGAGGUUGUCGCCCCUGCCCCUCAGAGGGUAAUGCCCGAGAUACCCCAGAACGUGCAGGACGGCAUCCAGCGCUUGGAACUCGAAGCCCGCGAAACUGAGCCGAACCGAGACGACAAGGCGACCGACCAGACCGAAGAAGCCGAGUCCUUCAAACCCUUCCAGACCAGCGCCGCCGACCCCGCAGCCAUGGACGCCCCCUCGUUCUCCCCAUUCCCCAAGGUGCACGGCGAAAACAUCCCGCCCAGCGACGAAGAGAAGGAGACCAUCUUGUGGCAGGCGCGCAACCAUGUGCUCCACUCCAACAAUGUGUCGAUGCAGGUGACGUGGGCCCGCGACGUGCUCAUCUGGGUCGAGAUCGCCCAGGACGCGGCCGCCCGGGAAUGGAAGCGGGAGGGUAAGGGCAAGGAGCGACCGGCGACGCCCAAGACCGAGCACGAGCUGCGAGUCGACGCCAUCAACAUCAUCGAGUACCUCGCCCAGCAGGAGCACCCCGAGGCGACCUUUAUGAAAGGGAAAUGGCUCGAGUUCGGCAAGUUUGGCUUCCGCGAGAACAAGCGCGAGGCAUACACGCUCUACAAGAAGGCGGCCGAGAAUGGGUACGGUCGGGCCGAGUACCGGAUGGGCAUGCUCUACGAGAACUCCAACGACAUCCCCAACGCCAUCAAGCACUACACCCUGGGCGUCAACCUGGGCGAUUCCGCGUCCAACUACCGGCUCGGCAUGAUGCACCUCAUGGGACAGCACGGAUACCAGCAGGAUUUCUUGCAAGGGCUCCAGAUGAUCCAGCAGGCAGCAGACACCGCGGACGAGGACGCCCCCCAGGGCGCCUACGUGUACGGCAUGCUCAUCGCCCGAGAGCUGCCCGACAUCGCCGUGCCCGACCAUGUCCUCCCCUGCGACCUCGCGGUUGCCCGGCAGUACAUCGAGAAGGCGGCCUAUCUCAGCUUCGCCAAGGCACAGUUGAAGAUGGGCCAGGCGUACGAGCUGAGCCAGCUCGGCUGCGACUUCAACCCGGCAUAUUCCCUCCACUACUACGGCCUCGCCGCUCGCCAAAACCAACCCGAGGCCUCGCUGGGCGUGAGCCGGUGGUUCCUCUUUGGCUACGAGGGCAUUUUCCCCAAGAACGAGCAGCUGGCUUACAAGUACGCCUUGGACGCGGCCCUCGGGGGGCUGGCCACGGGCGAGUUCGCCAUGGGAUACUACCACGAGAUCGGCAUUCAUGUUCCCAAGGACAUCCGGGAGGCGCGGAGGUGGUACGAGAUGGCCGCGGACCACGGGAACAAGGACGCGAAGGACAGACUCGAGUCGCUCAACCAGUCUAAGACACUGACCAAGGCGGAUCACGAGACGACGACCCUCACCCGCAUCAAGUCGCAGCACGGAUCGCAGCGCGGAAAGCGCCCGGAUCGGUUUACAAAGCCGAAGGAUGUGCUGCCCACCGUAACCGAGAGUGAUCAGAAUGCUGGGGUCCAGUUCCCGGACCCGUCUCCAAGACCGCCGGCUUUCACCGUGAACCUCGAUGGUAACAGCCCUGCGGCGCGGCCCAAGUCCUCCGUCGCACCGUACCCCACCGAAGACCAGCCGAUGCCGCCCAACGUCAGGCCGAGGUCGACCGCACCGUACCCCGAUGACGACGUGCGUGGUCCGCAUGUCAACCCCAACGCUCAUCUCCCUGUCGGUCCUGGACCUCAUGCGGACCGCGAGGGGAGUGCCUUCGGUAUCCGACCCCUGUCACCCAACAGCGGCGGCCUCCGGCCUGGCUCUGCCGGCCGUGGUCGUCCGGUGUCGAGCCAGCCGGUUAUGGGAGGCCGGGAUCCUCAGGCGGCCGCCGGUUACAGAAAACCGAGCCCCGGCCCGGGCGGCCAAUGGCAGCAACCGCCCCCGCCGCAACAUGACCCGCGCUACGGCGACCCCGGCCAUGCACGACUUCAGAAGCCCAACCCCAACCUCCAGCCGACCACUCAGGGAGGCCCCCCCGCGGGCCAGUACCCGAUGGGCGGGGGGCAACCGGGACGGGACUACGGCCGGCCAGGCCCCAACAACCGCCCGGUCAGCGACAACUACGGUGCCGCGGGCGGCUACGAUCGCUAUGGCUCCGUUCCCCCCCCUUCACCCGGCCGCGUGCCCGUCGCGGGACCAGGCAGCCCCGGCCUCCAUCCGGCCCACGCCGGCCCCGGCGGCCGACCCGUUUCGCACAUCGACCCCGGCUCCGGGGGUCGCGCGAGCGCUCCGCCUGCCGGACCUAAUGGCAGGCCCGGUCCGGGUCCGGGAAGCACCGCGUCGAGCCCCGCUCCGGCGGCUGCGGGACAGCAACGGCCGCCUCCUGGCGGGAGGCCGGGCGCGGCGAGCUCAACCAACCUCGUCCAUCCUGAUGGGAAGACUAUGGGUCAUGGCCCUGCUACCUUUGAGGAGAUGGGAAUCCCGCAGGGGAAGAGCGAGGGCGAUUGCGUCGUCAUGUAACCGGACCAGUACUUGGGUUCUCUUCCGAAUUGCGCCCCAGUCUUGCGGCAGGCUCGGGGCUGGUGGCGGGUGGCUUUCGGGACGCUUGCUCAGGUGUGACGUUAACUCCGUCGCGUUCCGGGUCGGAUCUUGAAUCUUUCUUUGAGAUGGAUCUUGGUCAG